GCUGUCCUGGGAGGCUGAGGCGAGAGGGAGCUACCCGGGUGGGGACCCCGCACUACCUUUCUCUUCCUCCUCCUCCUCCCGGUGAGGGGAGCGAAGGUUGGGGCCCCCGAGCCCAUGGACCGGGAAGAGGCGGAGGCCGCCGAGAGCCGGGGCCCCGCUCUGUGGCCCUGAGCCCCGUGUACUGGUUCCUCCUGUCGGGAAGGCCAUGGAGAAGAGGCUGGGAGUCAAGCCAAGUCCUGCUUCCUGGAUUUUAUCAGAGUAUUGUUGGCAGACAUCAGUGAAGUGGUUGAGAAGCCUGUACCUGUUUUAUACUUGCUUCUGCUUCAGUGUUCUGUGGUUGUCAACAGAUGCCAGUGAGAGCAGGUGCCAGCAGGGGAAGACAGAAUUUGGAGUUGGCCUGAGAUCUGGGGGAGGAAAUCACCUCUGGCUUCUUGAAGGAACUCCCUCUCUCCAGUCAUGUUGGGCUGCCUGCUGCCAGGAUGCUGCUUGCCAUGGCUUUUGGUGGCUAGAAGGGAUGUGCAUUCAGGCAGACUGCAGCAGGCCCCAGAGCUGCCGGGCUGUUAAGACAGACUCUUCCAACUCCAUGCUGGUGUUUUUAAAAAAAUUUCAAACUGCAGAUGAUUUGAGUUUUCCACCUGAAGAUAAAGUACCACAUAUUCUGGGGCUAGGUUGGAGUAGGGCAUUAUGGAGGAGACAGAACCCACCCAGAGCUCCAGUCACACCUGCUGUAUCUUCCAGUGAUGAGCAGAGAGUAAUCAGGAAACUUCAGAAAAGAGAACAUCUCAGUGAAGAAGUAGUUGCACCUAUAGUAACACAGCAUUCUAAAGUGAAUGACUCCAAGGAACUGGGUGAUCUGACUGCCAGUGACUCUGCAAAGGUCGACAAGGCAGUUACAGUCUCCAGUCCCUUAACCACAGGCAUGACUGCAGAGAUUCCUGAUUGGCCAAAGAAUGUAUCGAUCCAACCUGAAGCAUCAGAGGAUCCCGGUACUCUGCCCAGCACUCAGCAAGUAAAAAGUCUUGAGAAAAUUCAGGUUGCUACCCCUCUGCCUGUGGCUCCCUCCUACAGUUAUGCUACCCCCAGCCCCCGGGCCUCUUUCCAGAGCACCUCAGCACCAUACCCAGUUAUAAAAGAACUGGUGGUAUCUGCUGGAGAGAGUGUCCAGAUAACCCUGCCUAAGAAUGAAGUUCAGUUAAACGCAUAUGUUCUCCCAGAACCACCUGAAGGAGAAACCUACACCUACGACUGGCAGCUGAUUACUCAUCCUAAAGACUAUAGUGGAGAAAUGGAAGGGAAACAUUCCCAGAUCCUCAAACUAUCCAAGCUCACUCCAGGCUUGUAUGAAUUCAAAGUGAUUGUAGAUGGUCAAAAUGCCCAUGGGGAAGGCUACGUGAAUGUGACAGUAAAGCCAGAGCCCCGCAAGAAUCGGCCUCCUGUUGCUAUUGUGUCACCUCAGUUCCAGGAGAUCUCUCUGCCAACCACUUCUACAGUCAUUGAUGGCAGCCAAAGCACUGAUGAUGAUAAAAUCGUCCAGUACCAUUGGGAGGAACUUAAGGGGCCUCUGAGAGAAGAGAAGAUUUCUGAAGAUACAGCCAUAUUAAAACUAAGUAAACUUGUCCCUGGGAACUACACUUUCAGCUUGACUGUAGUGGACUCUGAUGGAGCUACCAACUCCACCACUGCAAGCCUGACAGUGAACAAAGCUGUGGAUUACCCCCCUGUGGCCAACGCAGGCCCCAACCAAGUGAUCACUCUGCCCCAAAACUCCAUCACCCUCUUCGGGAACCAGAGCACCGAUGAUCAUGGCAUCACCAGCUAUGAGUGGUCACUCAGCCCUAGCAGCAAAGGGAAAGUGGUGGAGAUGCAGGGUGUUAGAACACCAAUCCUGCAGCUCUCUGCAAUGCAAGAAGGAGACUACACUUACCAACUCACAGUGACUGACACAAUAGGACAACAGGCCACUGCUCAAGUGACUGUUAUUGUGCAGCCUGAAAACAACAAGCCUCCUCAGGCGGAUGCAGGCCCAGAUAAAGAGCUGACCCUUCCUGUGGACAGUACAACCCUGGAUGGCAGCAAAAGCUCAGAUGAUCAGAAAAUUAUCUCAUAUCUCUGGGAAAAAACACACGGACCUGAUGGCGUGCAGCUCGACAAUGCUAACAGCAGCAUUGUUACUGUGACCGGGCUGCAAGUGGGGACCUAUGUGUUCACCUUGACUGUCAAAGAUGAGAGGAACUUACAAAGCCAGAGCUCUGUGAAUGUCAUUGUCAAAGAAGAAAUUAACAAACCACCUAUAGCCAAGAUAACUGGGAAUGUGGUGAUUACCUUGCCCAUGAACACAGCAGAGUUGGAUGGCUCCAAGUCCUCAGAUGACAAGGCAAUAGUCAGCUACCUCUGGACUCGAGAUGAGGGGAGUCCGGCAGCAGGGGAGGUGUUAAAUCAUUCUGACCAUCAUCCUAUCCUCUUUCUUUCCAAUCUGGUCGAGGGAACCUACACAUUUCACCUGAAAGUGACUGAUGCAAAGGGUGAGAGUGACACAGACCGGACCACUGUGGAGGUGAAACCUGAUCCCAGGAAAAACAACCUGGUGGAGAUCAUCUUGGAUGUCAACGUCAGUCAGCUAACUGAGAGGCUGAAGGGGAUGUUCAUCCGCCAGAUUGGGGUCCUCCUGGGGGUGCUGGAUUCCGACAUCAUUGUGCAAAAGAUUCAGCCGUACACGGAGCAGAGCACCAAGAUGGUAUUUUUUAUUCAAAACGAGCCUCCCCACCAGAUCUUCAAAGGCCAUGAGGUGGCAGCAAUGCUCAAGAGUGAGCUGCGGAAACAAAAGGCAGACUUUCUGAUUUUUGGAGCCCUGGAAAUCAGUACUGUCACGUGUCAGUUGAACUGUUCUGACCAUGGCCACUGUGAUUCAUUCACCAAACGUUGUAUCUGUGACCCUUUUUGGAUGGAGAAUUUCAUCAAGGUGCAGCUGAGGGAUGGAGACAGCAACUGUGAGUGGAGCGUCUUAUAUGUUAUCAUUGCUACCUUUGUCAUUGUUGUUGCCUUGGGAAUCCUGUCAUGGACUGUGGUCUGUUGUUGUAAGAGGCAAAAAGGAAAACCCAAGAGGAAAAGCAAGUACAAGAUCCUGGAUGCCACAGAUCAGGAAAGCCUGGAGCUGAAGCCAACCUCCCGAGCAGGCAUCAAACUGAAAGGCCCCAUGCUGAGCAGCAGCCUAAUGCACUCCGAGUCAGAGCUGGACAGCGAUGACGCCAUCUUCACGUGGCCAGACCGAGAGAAGGGCAAGCUCCUGCAUGGGCAGAAUGGCUCCAUGCCCAAUGGGCAGACCCCACUCAAGGCCAGGAGCCCACGGGAGGAGAUCUUGUAGCCCUCUGGUCUGUCUCCUCAGGAUAAGGGGUUGGCAGUGUCAGGGCCCAGAGCAAUGCCAAGCUGGUUCUCCUACCUCCCAAGUCUGCGGGCAGCUGCUCUCCCGGCAUCCGCUGGUAACUCCACCCCAACACCCCAACCAGAACUGCUGGUACUUGAAUCCAAUCAUUCUCCAGGAACCCCUGAACGAAGCUGUGAAUGAAGAGGUUUCUUCUUUAACCCUGUCUGGUAGGCCCCCAAAAUAUGUACCCUCACCUCAGGGCCUCCUUUUUCACACACUCCCCUGCCCCAAGGGUGGACACAGCCAACUCCUGGCCUCCUCUCUGGCUCCUAUUAACAGUGUCGCUGCUCCCAGAGUGCUGUGUGGCAAGGCCUGCUGUGCUUUCCCCCAACCCCGCACACACACCUGGGCAUGGAAGGAAGCACCACCAGCCUCCUAGCUCCAAAGAGCCUGACUGUGGCCGUGUUCUUUGUUCUCUUCUCUGGGGUAGAGUGUGCCUUCUUGGUAGGCCAAGAAGAAGUGGCCUCCCCUCCCCUCGCCAUGGAUGCUGGGAAGGUAGUGCAGAAACGAUGUCUGGCCCCCCUUAGCACUGGAGCCCCCCUCCCUUCUCCCUCUCCUGUCUGGCCUGAGAUUAGGGGAGGGCUGGCUGUUUCAGGGAUGGCUGCUGGGGCUGUCGGAGCAGCCAGGCUGGACACAGACAGCCUCCCUUCCUCUUCCUCUGACCAGGACUUGCUGCUUCAGGGCUCAGGCCACCACUCUGUUCCCAGAGGAGAUGACCAUGAACAGACUAGAAUGUUGAGGCAUGACAGAGAGUGUUUGCGACUGCCCCAUUGUGGUCCCUCUCUGCCGCUCAUCUGUCCCUUGCACAUGUGAGCGAGAGUGAGCGUGUGUGCAUUAACUCCUCAUAGGGCUCUUGGCUGCUUACAAGGCAACCUUGACGUGUACUGACUUUCAGCUCCUUGGAACAGAGACUUCCUGAAUCCCUCUGGCCCUGUCACUGGUUCCUCAGCCAUGGGGUCUAGGUGUUGAGGAAUGGGAGCUUUGGGGGAAUGACUUUUUAAAAAGAAACUUACAGUUUCUACUACUGCACUACUGUCUGUUGUGAGAUGAUUAAACCUGCUAUUUAACUGUG
Cynocephalus volans (Philippine flying lemur) is the source of this 4493-nucleotide messenger RNA. RefSeq names its product KIAA0319 like. Gene Ontology annotation, cellular component: cytoplasmic vesicle; Golgi apparatus; membrane. The record is from RefSeq and is a predicted model, not a curated record. Gene Ontology annotation, biological process: neuron migration. The transcript is spliced from 21 exons. Lineage: Eukaryota; Metazoa; Chordata; Mammalia; Dermoptera; Cynocephalidae. The coding region runs from base 206 to 3361 and encodes 1051 amino acids.